Messenger RNA from Argiope bruennichi, 3415 nucleotides. RefSeq names its product proclotting enzyme-like. NCBI's taxonomy places the organism in Eukaryota, Metazoa, Arthropoda, Arachnida, Araneae, Araneidae. The record is from RefSeq and is a predicted model, not a curated record. The transcript is spliced from 8 exons. Gene Ontology annotation, molecular function: serine-type endopeptidase activity. Gene Ontology annotation, biological process: proteolysis. The coding region runs from base 378 to 1625 and encodes 415 amino acids.
ACAUGAUGAAGAAUGAUUUUCAUCGAAAGAAUGAUUAAAGUGAAAGAUAUUUUCAUCGUGAUAGAAAACUUGUAAGUUAUUUUUUAUUACGUAGCAUUUGGCCUUUUUCAGUCAUUCGCCUAUUGUAAAAGAAGAGUGAAAUAGUUUUGCGAAAUGUCGAAGGUUUCAUUAUUGAAUUACAAAGAACUGCAGGAACUCUCUAGUUUCAAAAAGAAUUGAUGAAAUAAUUGAAUUCGGAAAGAGUGGACGCACGUGUUCUCUUCAGAUUAAUUGACGAACGAACGAUGGUUGGCACCCGUUUGUGAUCUGGUUAGUUGGUGAAGCGUCAAUAUCUGAACAUACUCAAGAAGUAACCAUUUUAGCACUCGACUGAAAUAAUGCAGCUUUGGUUCUUUGGUUGCGUUUUCCUUUUGAAGAUCAUUGAUGCAUCGCCUUUUUGGCACCGUGUUGCUCGACAAGUGAUUUUCCCUCGUUCUUCUAGCCACGAUGAUUCAUGUAAAACACCAACUGAAAGAUCCGGGGCAUGCAUUCCUGUUCUUCAGUGUCGUAGCUUGAUUCAAGCAAGGAAUAUGGACCUUAUGAGAAAGUCCAUCUGUGGAUUCGAAGGAAAAGCUCCGAGAGUUUGUUGUCCUGCUAGAACAGAUGAUGACAUAGCACAGGAGACUGAAGUCUUAUCGCCAGAUAUUAGGAGAGGUUUCGAACAAAAUUCAACUUCCUUGCCUUCUGAUUCAAAUGUAACAGUCACUAGUAGUGCCAGUACUAAUAAAGCAGAUGCACGGAAUCUUAGGAAUUUAACACUAAACAAUGAAAGUAGCGAAGAUGAAAGGAAGAAUAUUUUCCCUACUGAAUGUGGGCGUACUUUAGUAACAUUUCGUCGAAUAGUUGGCGGUCAGGAAUCGGUAAUUGGAGCUUGGCCUUGGAUGGCUCUGAUUUACUUCAUUCGAAGAAGUGGGAGAAGUGCUGAAUGUGGGGGAGUUGUAGUUACUUCAAAGCAUGUAGUCACUGCUGCUCAUUGCAUUGUAAGUUCAAGACGAGGAAACACAAUGAGCCCACGACAGUUAAUGGUUCGUCUUGGAGAUCACGACAUUGAAUCUGAUAAUGAAGGAGCUACUCCAGUGGAUUUUGCCGUCGUAUCGGUUAUAAAAUUCGAAGGAUUUGAUCUCAGAACAUUUCAGAACGACAUUGCGAUACUAGUUUUAAAUACGACAAUUCAGUUUGGAAAAAAUAUCGCUCCAAUUUGCCUUCCAUUCGAUGUAUUCAAAGGAGAUUUAUCUAACAGAAAUGCUUUUACUGCAGGUUGGGGAACUAUAAGCUAUGGGGGACCAGCAAGUUCGAAACUUCAAGAAGUGCAACUAAGGAUUUGGGAGAAUCCACGAUGUAAAGUAGUUUUCAGGAGAGAAGUGCCUAUUACUGGAGCUAAUGUGUGUGCUGGUGAUGGUGACAAGGAUGCUUGCAGGGGCGAUUCAGGGGGUCCAUUAAUGUUAGCUCACACAGAUGGAAGAUUUUAUCUUAUUGGAAUUGUUUCUUUUGGUAAAAAAUGUGCUGAACCAGGAGUUCCAGGAGUUUAUGCUCGGAUAAGUCACUUUAUAGACUGGAUCGUACAACAAGUGGAGAAAACAAUGUAAUUUUUUUGCCUAGAAACUGAAACGUCAAAUUUCUUGAGCUUAUCCAGAGACGAAACUCGCUUAUACUGCUGUUUUGUGUCUUAAGAGAAAUAUAUACUACAUUUAGUCCAGUCUUAAAUUUCCAUCUGAUGCAGAUGCUCCUUUCUCCAUCAUUAGUUUCGUUUCUAAUCUUAUCAAUCCUGCAGGGACGAAACUAGAUGAUAGAGAAGUGCUCAAUCGUUAGAAAAGAGAGUCAAACUCGCGGUCCGCAACGAAUAUCUUUGCAUCCUAGAAACAGAUAACAGAAUAUAGUAAUUUUCUUUUUAAUCUUAUAGCUCAGUUCUAUAAAUUCCUAAUUAUGCAGAUGUUUCCUCAGCCUUCUCCGAUUUCCUUCGUAGAUAAAAAAUAAACACACAACCAUGAGCAGUUAUUAAGAAUCAAUAUCAAAUCCACGUGGAAGUAAUCGAGAUUCAAUGAUGUUCCGAUAAGAAGAGAAAAUUCAUCGUAGUUGGGAUGUUUGAAUCUUAUAAAUGUUUGCCAAUCAGGUUUGGAAACAUUCAAAAAUUUUCAUAGGAAAUUAUUUCCAAUUUAGCAGCAUCUUUUGGUGAGAAUAUUCAUUUUUACUUAAAAAGGUAAAUAAGUCCCCUGUCAGAUUCUAAUAUUGACAUCCAUAUUGGAUUAAUUAUAGAAUUAAUUAUCGCUGACUAGAUAUUCUCAGAAUACAAAAACAUUGUAGCUGAGAAGAGAUGCGGAAGUGCCAGGAAGAAUUUUUAAAGCUUCGCAUGAACAUAGAUUUUGAUUAUUUGGCCUAUGUGUUGGCAUUUGAGUGAUAUAAACAACGUUUGGUUUCCCAUUAUGUUGACUUUAGUAGUUUCUCUUCCAUCCUUUAGUUUCGUCCCUGGAUUUCUCAUUUGGGCUUUCAGCUUAUCUUUUAUACUUAUGUAGUUGUUUUCGAAGGAGGCACUCUUUUUCAAUCUUUAGCUUUGUUCUUGACUUUUCAUUUGUUGUUUUCAGAAUUUAUUACAUCUGAAUGAAAUAAAAUUGCCAUGAGAAGGACAACCCUUACUAUCAGCCAUUCUAACAAUUGGUCUAGAAGUUCUACAUGAAUAGUGGAUAAAAUUGAAAAAAAAAAAAUUGAAAGCACAAAUGGAAUUGAAUUUCUGCAAAAGUUUGAAAUUUCACUCGGUUAAUCAAAGUAGUAUUAUCAAUCUGAAUAUGAAAGUCUGCCAUUAAAAUGCGUUAAAUUCGUUGAGAUAUUCAUUCUUUAGUAAAAAUUCUUUAAUUAGGUACAGAAAGAUACAAUUGAACAAAAUGUAAAUUUUCUAUAAUUUUCGAUUUUUAUUAGGAAGCUAAACAUGUAUAUGUUGAAAGGCAUAAUAUAUUACUAAAUUAUUUAAAUUAAAAAUAUUUAAUUUUAACUUUUAGUUCUAUCUAUAUCCAAACUCUUUAAAUUUGUCGAACCAAACCAAAUUAAAUACACGGUAAUUUAACUCCGUCCGAGCCGGUCUCAGGACUUCUUGGAUCCUCGCAGCUAGUGCAGGAAUUUACUGCAUUUAAUGAAAAAGCAGCGUCAUGUAGUAAAUCAUUCUUUCAUUAUUUUAAUUUAAACUCAUUUGUGUGAAGAUUUUGAAAGUGUUCUCAAACAAGGUAAGAAUGAAAGAAAUUUUAAUACAAGUUUCUUUCCGCUGUUUUAGAUGAAUCCCUAUUUUACGCACAAAUUGUUUGAUGUCAUCAUUUAACGUUUUUAAAAACAUUUUAUUAAAAAAUUGACUACAAGAUAUGGAGAAAAAAAAGCGGAAGCACUUACUCAA